Messenger RNA from Rhinopithecus roxellana (golden snub-nosed monkey), 939 nucleotides. Its product is annotated as olfactory receptor 6C2. NCBI's taxonomy places the organism in Eukaryota, Metazoa, Chordata, Mammalia, Primates, Cercopithecidae. The record is from RefSeq and is a predicted model, not a curated record. Gene Ontology annotation, biological process: G protein-coupled receptor signaling pathway. The transcript has a single exon. Bases 1 to 939 code for a protein of 312 amino acids. Gene Ontology annotation, cellular component: membrane. Gene Ontology annotation, molecular function: G protein-coupled receptor activity; olfactory receptor activity.
AUGAAAAACUGCACAGUAAUAAGAACUUUUAUCCUGCUGGGACUGACUGAUGACCCACCCCUGCAAGUUCUGCUUUUUAUCUUUCUAUUUCUCACCUACAUGUUGAGUGUAACAGGGAACCUGACUAUUAUCACCCUCACAUUGGUGGACCAUCACCUUAAAACUCCUAUGUACUUCUUUCUCAGAAAUUUUUCCUUCUUAGAAGUCUCAUUUACUACAGUCUGUAUUCCUAGAUUCUUGUACAGUAUAUCAAUGGGGGACAAUACCAUUACCUACAAUGCUUGUGCCAGUCAAAUAUUCUUUGUUAUUCUCUUUGGAGCAACACAAUUUUUUCUCCUGGCAGCCAUGUCCUAUGACCGCUAUGUGGCCAUCUGUAAACCCCUUCAUUAUAUGGUCAUCAUGAACAACAGGGUGUGUACCUUAUUAGUCCUCUGCUGUUGGGUGGCUGGCUUGAUGAUCAUUGUUCCACCACUGAGCUUAGGCCUCCAGCUCGAAUUCUGUGGCUCCAACGCCAUUGAUCAUUUUAGCUGUGAUGCAGGUCCUCUCCUAAAGAUCUCAUGCUCAGAUACAUGGGUAAUAGAACAGAUAGUUAUUCUUAUGGCUGUAUUUACACUUAUUAUCACCCUAGUUUGUGUGAUUCCGUCCUACUUGUACAUAGUCAGAACAAUUCUGAGGUUCCCUUCUGUUCAGCAAAGGAAAAGGGCCUUUUCUACCUGUUCAUCCCACAUGAUUGUGGUUUCCAUUGCCUAUGGAAGCUGCAUCUUCGUCUAUAUCAAGCCCUCUCCAAAAGAUGAAGUGGCCAUAAAUAAAGGAGUUUCAGUUCUUACUACUUCUGUUGCACCCUUGUUGAACCCUUUCAUUUAUACCUUGAGGAACGAGCAAGUGAAACAAGCUUUCAGUGACUCUGUAAAGAGGAUUGCAUUUCUCUCAAAGAAGUAG